Messenger RNA from Seriola aureovittata, 2383 nucleotides. Its product is annotated as leucine-rich repeat-containing protein 10B. The coding region runs from base 871 to 2022 and encodes 383 amino acids. NCBI's taxonomy places the organism in Eukaryota, Metazoa, Chordata, Actinopteri, Carangiformes, Carangidae. The record is from RefSeq and is a predicted model, not a curated record. The transcript has a single exon. Gene Ontology annotation, molecular function: protein binding.
UGAUGUGAAUGUCCCCUUGUUCCGGUUACAGAGGAGUCUGGGAGGGAGGGCUCAGUUGAAUGUAAACCUUCACACUGAUGGAGAGAAGCAGCCAACAUCAGGAGCAGAGUCUCUCAGUCACUCGACAUUCACUUUUUCAAAACGUUGCAGUCUCUGUCUCCAGCGCGGAUCACAACUCCGGGAGAGCUCGGCCUCUAAUGGGCAGCAGCCGCAUUAACUAGUGGACAGACUUCCAUUAACUGUUUUUCUUUGCCGCCGGCCAGGUCACUCCGCUGCGCACACACUGUGGACUCCUGCACCGACAGCCGGCAGGAAGAGCGGCAGUAAGCUGACUGUUUAGUGUCCUAAAGUGGCACUUUUUUUUUUCUCCUGCUCUGAUAGAGAGACCGGAUCACGUGAACAGGUCAUCUCAAAGCUGCGCGUUCUCUUUCUCUUAAAAGCCUCGCGGAGGUUAAAGAGGAGAGGAAGGGGUAAGGACUGCAAGAAUUCAAUUUCAGAUCAAAAUUCAGCUGUACUUUGUUGAGCUAAACUACCAGCUACAUUACUACUAUUAUUAUUACUACUACUACCACUACUAUUAUUACUACUAUUACUACUAUCAUUAUUAUUACUCCAGACUCUGUUAGACAUUUUCCACUGGUGUUUUUAUGAUGAAGCACUAGAUGAAGACACAGAGACAAACCUGACACACUGCGGUGGCAUGGCUGCAAGAGUGUUAAUUGGCCCGGACCAUGAUGCUGUUUGCAGCCAGUGGGUUCAACCACAAAACAACAGCAGCUCCCAGGCAGAGGGUUAACUUGUCACAGAGAGUACAGCAUCAAAUGAGUCUGUCCUGACUCACAUAAGGAGUCAGGGGCUGCAGGCCACAGCAUGGGCAACUCCUCCAGGAAGGGAGAGGGAGAAGAAGAAGAGGAGGGGGGAAAGGAUGGCGAGGAGGCAGAAAUCACAGAGAAGAAGAAAGAGGAGGAAGUGGAGGUCGAGCUUCCACUUGGGGUGGAGGAGUUGCUGGAAAGUGGAGACCCUGUGCUGGACUUGAGCUACCGUAAAUUCAAGAGGUUACCGUUGCGUGUUUGUGGACUGAUGCACCUGGAGAAGCUGUAUGUUUGCGGUAACAGCCUGCGCACUCUGCCGGACAGCCUCUCCCAGCUGCCGGGUCUGCGGAUACUCGCCCUUGACUUCAACAAGCUGGAAGAUGUUCCCAUGGCCGUCUGCCAGCUCACUAACCUCACUCGCCUCUACCUGGGCAGCAACCGGUUGAUGACCCUCCCACCUGAGCUGAGGAACCUGCAGAGCCUGCGCUGCCUCUGGGUGGAGAGCAACUACUUCCAUAGAUUUCCACGGGUACUGUACGACCUGCCCCACCUCAAGUCCCUUCAGAUCGGGGACAACCGGCUGAAGACGCUGCCUCCUGACCUGUGGCGUAUGGAGGCUCUGAGGGGAUUAUGGCUCUAUGGAAACCGCUUUGAUACCUUUCCCAAAGUCUUGCUGCGCAUGGAGAACUUGGAGAUCUUAGACCUGGACCGCAACAAGAUAUCAGAGUUUCCCAGUCUGAAGCGUCUCCAUGCCUUGCGUCUGUUCUCCUAUGACCACAACCCGGUCAAAGACCCUCCUAACGUGGGUGAGGAGGCGCUGAUAGUCGGGGAAGGGGCCGCAGAGUUCUUGGAGGAGCGUGAGGCCAAGAAGGAGAGGCGACGAAAGGCCGCAGAGAAAGAGGCUGAGGAGUUAGCUCUGGCAGGAGAGGAGCCGGUGAUUCACGGCAUUCUGAAGAACAGCAGCUCAAAACAAGCUGCAGUGACCAUAGACAACGCAGAUGUUAAAGAGGAAGAGUUCCUGGUUAAGGGGGAGGAGGUGGAAGGGGAGUACGAUGGUGCUGAGCUUGAAUAUGAUGAAGAGGGCAUUGAUUAUGAGACUGAGGAGCUUAUCUGUGAAGGAGAGGGGUUUGACUACGAGGGCGAGGAUCUGGAGUACGAAAGGGUUCAGAUGGACUAUGAGUACGAGCAUCUGGAGGACAUGGGGAGAUAGGAUGAAGGGGCAUGAAAAACCCCUCAUACCUUCAGAGGAUCUGCAGGCAGGUGGAGGCGGAUGAAAGAAAAUCUGCAAAUAGAGUAUUUUAAAGAAGCUGACACAGGACGAGUGUGGGACUGUCUUAGCUGCGCUGCUAAUUUCUAAUCCGUUGUUAACUGUGAAAAUAAAGCUGGGCAUUAUGAUCCUAUAAACUGACAGCACCUGUGACAUCUCAAUCAGCUGGAAAUUACCAAAUCAGAGCAGGUCUCAGGUGGAGUGAGUGUGUGUAUUCAGUGUUUAUGGCUGUUUUAAAUUAGCGUUGUCCUCUGAGUGUACACAGGAGACCAAGUCUUCCAUGAUUAAAUAUUAACUCCUUUGA